AGGGCAGCCGGAGUUUUGUGUGUGCUUUGGGCCUGGGUCCCUCCUGGGAUUGUGUGCCGGUCACAACUUCUGAAGUGACCUGGGACCUGCUUCUGUGACGCUGACCUUCAGCCCGGUCCAAAGGUUCGCUGGGCUGAUUCAUCGCUGGCCCUGGGUCUGCCAGCCACUGCCCUUCAGCCAUGGCGCCCAGCGCAUUCCUCCUGCCGCUGCUGCUGCUGCUGCUGGCUUCUCCUGCCGGCACCCGGCGCCCCAGGAAGCGGCCGCCUCCGGAGAACCCCAUCGACAAGAUCAGGGCCCAGGAGAACUUCGACGCUGCCCAGUUUGCAGGCAAAUGGUUCCUGGUCAGCGUGGCUGCCCGGUGCGCCCACCUGAGCGAGAACAGCGACAACCUCGAAGCCACAAACAUCGUGGUCUCCGUGCCCAGCACCCGGGCCCUUCCCGCGGGCUUGCUGGUGGACACCUUCCGCCCACUGGACGGCCACUGCUGGAACAUCAAGCAAAUGUACUUCCCCACCAAGACUCCGGGCCGGUUCCAGCUGAAAGCAGGCCGCAGGAAGCUGGUCGACGUGGUGGUGCAGACGGACUACAGCAGCUAUGCCAUCCUGUACUACCAGAAGGACCGCAAGAUCUCGGCAAAGCUUUAUGGGCGAGCCGUCCGGGUCAGCGACGCUGUCAUGGCCACCUUCGAGCAGCGCGUGGCCGCCGUGGGCAUGAAUGAGGACUCGAUCUUCUACUUCCCCGUCUACGGCUUCUGUGACUCGGCCGACCAGUUCCACUUGCUGGAUGACACCAAGUAUACCGGGAGGAUGUGAAGAGGCCCGUGCGGGAUGGCGCACCCUCUGCCCCGUCUGGCCCUUCCUCACGCGGACACCCAAGACCUGCCGGCCUCACCAAUAAAGUGGAUUCAAGAA
Messenger RNA from Varanus komodoensis (Komodo dragon), 911 nucleotides. It is a transcript of the gene C8G, whose product is annotated as complement C8 gamma chain. Lineage: Eukaryota; Metazoa; Chordata; Lepidosauria; Squamata; Varanidae. Gene Ontology annotation, cellular component: membrane attack complex. Gene Ontology annotation, biological process: complement activation. The record is from RefSeq and is a predicted model, not a curated record. The transcript is spliced from 7 exons. Bases 180 to 812 code for a protein of 210 amino acids.